Messenger RNA from Striga hermonthica, 1362 nucleotides. The record is from the annotation of a GenBank genome assembly. Lineage: Eukaryota; Viridiplantae; Streptophyta; Magnoliopsida; Lamiales; Orobanchaceae.
AUGGGAAACAAAAAGGCACUUUUUUUUAUUGACGGCCCUGGCGGAACCGGGAAAUCUUUUCUUUACAGUGCUUUAUUAGCAACCAUUCAUUCUAAAGGUGGUAUAGCUCUUGUGAUGGCGACAUCUGGGAUAGCUGCAUCCAUAUUGCCGGGUGGCAGGACGACUCAUUCUAGAUUUAAGAUACCCAUUGAUUUGUCCACUUCACGUACAUGUAGGAUAAGCAAGCAGAGCAGCAUAGGUUGUUUGAUUAGAGAGAGCAAGUUGAUAGUUUGGGACGAGGCGCCAAUGGCAAAAACAGAUGCUAUUAAGGCACUUGAUAAAGCUUUGCAAGAUUUGUGUGGUUGUGUGGAUAUUUUUGGUGGGAAAGUUAUAGUUUUUGGUGGUGAUUUUAGACAAGUGUUGCCUGUUGUUAGACGUGGCAGUAGAAAGGACACUGUUUGUGCGUGCAUUAUCAGCUCUGAUGUGUGGCCAUCUCUGGAGAAGCUUCAGCUUGUGGAAAACAUGCGUGCAUGCUUGGACCCUCUUUAUAUGUCUUUUUUGUUGAGGGUUGGUAAUGGUGAGGAAAAAACUUUUGGCGACGAUUUAAUAAAGAUACCUGAACCCCUUGCGUUGGCUGAUCCAUUGCAUGAAUCCUCAUUAGAUGAACUCAUUAGCGCAAUCUAUCCAGAUAUAACUAAUGUGGGUGGCAGUGAUUUAAUAGUCAAUCGAGCAAUUUCAACGAAAAAAAACGUAUUCAUGGAUGAGGUGAACAGCAAACUCGUAGCAACUUUUCCUGGUGAGUUAGUCGAAUACCUUAGUUUUGAUGAAGUUGUCAAUCCGUCUCAUGCCGCGGAAUAUGGCGACUUGAUAACUUCCCUGACAUCGAGUGGUAUGCCAGAGCAUAGGGUUCAACUAAAAGUGAAUGCGCCUGUAAUAUUGCUUCGUAAUUUAGAUCCUACUGAAGGGCUCUGUAAUGGUACACGGUUGGUGUGUAAGAAAAUGGACAAAAAUCUCAUACAUGCACAGAUAGCGGUUGGGGAUUUCUUGGGAAAGGAUGUAUUCAUACAUAGAAUACCCUUUGAGCCACCUGAAGAAGAACAAUACCCUGUUCCAUAUAUACGUAAACAGUUUCUGCUCAGACUUUGCUUUGCAAUGACAAUAAAUAAAGCACAGGGACAGACACUGGACCAUGUUGGUAUCUAUUUGAGAGAACCAGUUUUUUCGCAUGGGCAGCUCUACGUUGCUUUGUCCCGGGCAAAAAAAGCAGCGUCCGUUAAGAUGCUUAUACAACCUCCUUUCGGUGAUGGCAAUCUUGUUAAUUUGACAGAAAAUAUAGUAUAUAAAGAGGUUCUCCAGGCUGCAAAUAUCAUCUUGCAGCAUUAG